This is a messenger RNA of Canariomyces notabilis, 5391 nucleotides long. Its product is annotated as kinesin-domain-containing protein. The transcript is spliced from 2 exons. NCBI's taxonomy places the organism in Eukaryota, Fungi, Ascomycota, Sordariomycetes, Sordariales, Chaetomiaceae. Gene Ontology annotation, molecular function: ATP binding; microtubule motor activity; microtubule binding. Bases 1 to 5391 code for a protein of 1796 amino acids. The record is from RefSeq and is a predicted model, not a curated record. Gene Ontology annotation, biological process: microtubule-based movement.
AUGGCGCCCGGCGCGCCGGCCCCCGGCGGGGGAGGAAAUAUCAAGGUCGUGGUCAGAGUGCGUCCUUUCAACGGGAGAGAACACGACCGAGGCGCAACAUGUAUCGUGGAAAUGAAAGACAACCAAACGAUCCUGACCCCGCCGCCGGAUGCUGCUGGAGGGAAAGGGGCCAAGGACCAUGGACCAAAAGUCUUCGCCUUCGACAAGUCAUACUGGUCCUUCGACAAGAACGCGCCGAACUAUGCCGGACAAGAGCAUCUCUUCCAGGACCUCGGUAAACCGUUGCUUGACAAUGCCUUUCAAGGGUACAACAAUUGUAUCUUUGCCUAUGGCCAGACGGGCUCAGGGAAGUCCUACUCGAUGAUGGGUUAUGGCAAGGAUGCAGGUAUCAUUCCAAACAUCUGCCAGGAUAUGUUUAGGAGAAUCAACGAGAUGCAACAAGACAAGAACUUGCGCUGCACCGUCGAAGUGUCGUACCUAGAAAUCUACAAUGAGCGGGUCCGCGACCUGCUGAACCCGGCCAACAAAGGAAACCUCAAGGUUCGAGAACAUCCGUCCACAGGCCCGUACGUGGAGGAUCUUGCGAAGCUGGUAGUGGGGAGUUUCCAGGAGAUUGAGCACCUGAUGGACGAGGGCAACAAGGCGAGAACCGUGGCGGCAACCAACAUGAACGAGACGUCAAGCCGUAGCCACGCCGUCUUCACCCUCAUGCUGACACAGAAACGCUUCGAUCCCGAGACCAAAAUGGAGAUGGAGAAGGCGGCAAAGAUUAGUCUCGUUGAUCUUGCGGGUUCAGAAAGAGCAACCUCCACAGGAGCGACUGGGGCCCGCCUCAAGGAAGGCGCUGAGAUCAACCGAUCUCUCUCCACGCUUGGUCGUGUGAUUGCAGCAUUGGCAGACCUGUCCACUGGCAAGAAGAAGAAGGGCGCGGCAGGCCAGGUUCCUUACCGAGACAGCGUGCUCACCUGGCUGCUCAAGGAUUCGCUUGGAGGAAACAGUAUGACGGCCAUGAUUGCUGCCAUCAGCCCGGCGGACAUCAACUACGACGAAACACUCAGCACGCUCCGGUACGCCGACUCUGCGAAACGGAUCAAGAACCACGCAGUCAUCAACGAAGACGCCAACGCACGCAUGAUCCGUGAACUAAAGGAGGAGUUGGCUCUCUUGCGGAGCAAGCUAAGCGGCGGAGGAGGAGUUGGCGGUGCACCAGUCCCGAUCGAGGAGGUAUAUGCGGAAGGAACACCUUUGGAGAAGCAGAUUGUCAGCAUUACGCAGCCGGAUGGCACCGUAAAGAAGGUCUCAAAGGCCGAGAUUGCAGAGCAGUUGAAUCAGAGCGAGAAGCUUCUCCAAGAUCUCAACCAAACCUGGGAGCAGAAGCUGGCCAAGACGGAGGAGAUCCACAAGGAGCGUGAGGCUGCGCUAGAAGAAUUAGGAAUCAGCAUUGAGAAGGGCUUCAUUGGGAUGUCGACACCAAAGAAAAUGCCCCAUUUGGUCAAUCUUUCAGACGACCCCCUGCUCGCGGAAUGCCUGGUUUAUAACCUCAAACCCGGAUCUACAACGGUUGGCAAUGUCGAGUCAAAUGCGGACCACCAGGCCAACAUACGCCUGAACGGUUCCAAGAUCCUCCACGAACACUGUGUCUUCGAGAAUGCCCCGGAUGGGACGGUAAUGCUCAUUCCGAAGGAAGGUGCCGCUGUCAUGGUGAACGGAAAACGCAUCACGGGGCCGACACGUUUGCACUCGGGCUACCGCAUUAUCCUCGGCGACUUCCACAUUUUCAGAUUCAACCAUCCCAUGGAGGCACGUGCCGAACGCGCGGAGCGGGCAGAGCAGAGUCUCCUACGGCAAUCUAUCACAGCAAGCCAGUUGCAAGCGCUAGAGAAGACAUCUCCCUCACCGAGCCCAAGACUGGGGCAUGAUCGGAGCUACAGCACAGCCAUCUCGGAAUUCAGCGACAGCCGCCCAGACUCACCCGCAACGUUCCAACGCAACGCGAAGGAGUCUGAUUGGUCAUUUGCGCGUAGAGAAGCCGCGCCCGCCAUUCUGGGGACGGACCAGAACUUUGCAAAUCUGACUGACGAAGAGCUCAAUGCUCUGUUUGAAGAUGUCCAGCGCGCCCGCGCAGAACGGGUGAAUGUCCGUGAGGGUGACGAAGACAUGGAGUCGCUGGCGUCGUACCCGAUCAGGGAGAAGUACAUGUCGACGGGUACCAUUGACAACUUCUCGCUCGAUACCGCUUUGACCAUGCCAUCGACGCCGAAGCAGGGCGAGACCGAGGAAAAGUUGCGCGAGAUUCGCGAGGAUAUGCAGAACCAGCUGGAGAAACAGAAAGACGAGUACAGGGAUCAGCUAAAGAGCGCCGAGGCGGCAAAUGUUGAGGUCGAGGAAAUCAAAAAGGAGAAGGCAAGGAUGGAGGAGACGCUUAUUCAACUCAAGGCCGACAUGCAGAAGCAGCUCGACGUCCAGCGCCGCGAAUUUGAGGCGAAAAUCGAAAAAUUGGAUCCGCUCAAACGGCCAAAGGCCAAGCCGAAGUUGUCACCUGAGGAAAUUGAGCGCGCAAAGGGGGUCGUCAAGCACUGGAGAAGUCGACGUUACGUGCAAAUGGCCGAAGCUGUCUUGCAACACGCCGCAACGCUAAAAGAGGCCCAGAUCAUGAGCCACGAGCUGGAUGAACACGUCGUCUUCCAGUUCACCGUAGUUGAUGUCGGCCACGUCUUGUGCUCGUCCUACGAUAUGGUCCUUAACGGGCUGCCGGGCGAAGGAGAGGACAUUCCGCUCGAGGAGGCGCCGAAGCCGUGCAUUGGUGUCCGUGUUGUGGACUACAAGCACGGGGUUGUCCAUCUAUGGAGUAUCGAGAAGCUCCACGAUCGGGUCAGACAGAUGCGGCAGAUGUACCAAUAUCUUGACCAGCCGGAGUAUGCCCAACACCUGAGCCUCGGCAACCCUUUCACUGAGACGUGCAUGCCGCAGUAUACUCUAGUUGGGGAAGUCGACGUUCCCUUGAAGGCGGUAUUUGCGAGUCGGGUCCAGGACUUCACGCUCGAUGUCUUCUCCCCUCACACAUCGCAGGCGAUUGGCAUCAUCAAGCUCGCGCUGGAACCGUCCAGCGCUCGAGCUCCGCCAAACACGCUCAAGUUCAACAUUGUCAUGCACGAGAUGGUCGGAUUCGCGGAGCGGGAGGGUACCGAGGUACAUGCGCAGCUUUUCAUUCCUGGUAUCUCUGAGGAUGGAAUUACCACCACGCAGAUGAUCAAAGACUUUGACGAGGGCCCGAUCCGGUUUGAGAGCGUUCAUAGUAUGAGUGUUCCGCUCUCCGCGCCGCCGGAGACUACACUGAGGGUAGCGAUAUUCGCCAAGGUAUCGGCUAUGCACCUUGACAAGCUCCUCAGCUGGGACGACAUGAGAGAUGCGGUGCCCAUAUCUCAGGGCAAGCCCAAAGGCGCAAGGAUCAGCGAAUCGCACUUCUUUACCGAGGAAAAGCACGACUUACUCGCGCGCGUGCAGAUUCUCGAGAUGAACGAAGAGGGUGACUAUGUCCCUGUCGAGGUCACUCAAACCAGCGAGCUCGACAGCGGCACGUUCCAGCUGCAUCAAGGCCUGCAGAGGCGCAUCGCCAUCAAUCUCACUCAUAGUUCGGGAGAUGCGCUGCCGUGGGAUGGUGUCACGUCGAUGCGAGCGGGCAAGAUCCAGCUCCUAGACAGCGCAGGCAAAUCGCCCGACAUGGGCUCCGCUAGUCCUGAACUGCCACUGAAGCUGUCAUCCCAACCCGUGUUUCGGACAAACGCGAACGGCACCCGAAGUGUUGCUAUUGUAGGACAAUGGGAUUCGAGUCUCCACAACUCGCUGCUGCUGGACCGGGUGACUGCCGACAAGUAUCGGGUUCAAAUGACAAUCUCAUGGGAGGUUACAUCCGAAAAACUCGCCGAGCCGAUGAAGUUCUCGAUGAACGUCUGCUGCCAGAUCCUGUCUCGGAAUUUUGUCCGGCAGACGUCGGUGUUCUCGGCGCUCUGGCAGCACCUUCGGAUUGUCCACUCGGCGACGGGCAUCUUCACGCUGCAAAUGCGGCCCGCGCCCAUCAAGCGGGUGGGUGAUCUGUGGCGGAUGAACAGCCAGCAUGACUAUGUUAAGGGGGAGGAAAGCCUAGCUGCCUGGACGCCGCGUGGAGUCUCGCUAGUGGCUGAUUAUAUCAGUUCAAGGAAAAGGAGGCGGAUGAUGACCGAGAUUGCUGCUAUGCAGAUCUUCUUGAAGAAGAUCGGCUUCCGAGGCACAAAGGACGAAUCCCACAACGUCGACGGAGCCGAAGAUAUAGACAUUCCGCCCCCUAUAAACAGUGAUGCUGACUCUAUUGCCGAGCUUCUCAAGGACACCCCCGAGCCAUCCGAAACCUCAUCUCCUGACGCAUCCCAGGCUAUCGAAAACGGAGACACCACUCAACAGCAAGACGAAGAGUCCCAACCCUCAACACCAGAAGAAACAAAGCCAGAGCCGGAGUACAUAGACUCCCAAGCCAGCCUCCUCAAUCGCGCCCUAACACUUUGGCGGCGUUACCCGGACCCUAUCCUUAAGCUCCUCAGCCCAGCCAACACCGACCCUCCGGAAGACGGAGCGGUCGACAGCGCCGACUCGCCGGUACCCGCGCCCGGCUUUGUGGCCACGGUCGUGCGGGUGCCCAAGAAUCCGAGCGUGCUCAAGGGUGGCUAUCUCCUGGUACCCAACAGCGACUCGACGCGGUGGGUGAAGCGCUUUGUCGAGCUGCGCCGGCCGUACCUGCACAUCCACAGCGUCGGCAACGGCGAGGAGAUUGCCAUUGCCAGCUUGCGCAACUCUAGGGUCGACAGCCAGCCGGGAAUCCUGGGGCUGUUGAAUCCCGCCGGCGACGGUCCCGGAUACGGGUACGGUCAUCACCAGUAUGACGGGGACGGCGCUGACGGGAACGGGAACGGGAACGGGAACACGAACGGAAAUGGAAGCGAAAACUCCAAGUAUAACAGUCCUCGGCGGGCCACCUCGCCUGCCCCGGGCGCGGCGGGCCUGAUUGCCUCCCUUUGGCCGGGCGGGAGCGGUGGAGGCAGCAGUGGUAGCGGCACUAGCACGCCCAAUCCUGGUUCGGGUGCCCACGCUAAUGGAGGAGCAGGAAGUAGUGGUGGUGGUGGUGGUGGUGGUGGUGGUGGUGGGAUUACCAGGUUAAGCGAACGACUCCAGGCCGGCGUGUUUGCUGUCUACGGGACGGACAAUACCUGGCUCUUUGCGGCGCGCAGCGAGCGGGAAAAGAUGGACUGGGUGUCAAAAAUCGACCAGAGCUUUGCCAUGGGCAGCGGCAGCGUGAGCGGUGCCGGGAGCGCGAGCGCCAGUGGAGCCGUCAGCCCGAAUCCAAGGGUUGGACGAUGGUAA